UUCAAUCUUUUGAAAAUGCAGCUCCGGAUAGAAGAAGAGGACAAAACUCAUUUCUUUUUCAUGUUCCAAAAUCCUUUCGCUAUACAUUCUGUUAUUAGAAAGAUUUUUGUUUGCGUGUUUAGUGUCAUAAUGUCCAAUAGAAAAGGAUGGAGUGACUGGCAAAAUAAAAAGAAUGAUUGGGACAUCUCAAAGCGACCAAAACUUGACAUCCACAAAAAUAACCUCAGCCAAUCGUCAUCAGCAUCAACGUCCUCUGGCAACAAAUCGACUCUUCCUAUUAGUGCUGGCCGUGGCGGUAGUUUUAAAAGGACUAAUUCAAUGCCGUCCAGUUCUCAUUCUUCUCCUCAGAAAGAUCUGCAAGAUGGAUUUGUUGACAUUAAUCAAGAAGAGUUUGAUGCCAUUGAAGCAAAGGCCUUGGCAGAAGCUGCAGCAGCAAUUGAGCUACAGAUUGCUCAAAGUCAACAAAUAGAAACAUUCAAUGCAGGAGUCAAAGCAAAGGCGAUGCCUCUGCCUCCUGUAGAUUUCAGGAACAAUGGCAGCAGUAAUUUUGAGAACUUGUUUACAGAAGAGAUAGCUGAAGAGGAUGUAGAAGAGUGCAUGGCGUUAGCUUCUCAGGAAAUACAAUCCAGUCAAAAUGCUGCUGCUGCAGGAAAUUGCUCAUUUUCUCAAGCGUAUAAUGUUUUUUCUAAGGGAGUUGAUGCUCACUCAUCUGUUCUAGAACCACCAUCUUUUAAGAAGCCUGCUCCUCCUAUUAGUUUACCUAAACAAACAAAUGCUUGGCCUGGAGCUCCCUUGAGAUCAUCUAACUUACCUGGAACAAGCAGAAAUGGAAGCACUAGUGUACAUCCUUCUUUAAGACCUAACUCAGCACAAUCAAGAAAUAUUAUUGAACCCAAAGUAACUACUGUGAAUCCUCAGGCAGAAACUGAGGUCCGGCGUUUAGCUCAAAUAAAUGAUGAGCAAGCUAAAGAGCUCAAACGACUGAAGGAACAAGUUAGGAAUAGAGAUGGCGAGGCAUCUAUUCUUAGAAGUCAACUAAGACAAGCAAUCAUAGAGAAGGAAAAUCAUAAGUCUUACACUGCAAAAAGUACUUUAGCUACUGAACUGCAAUUUAAAGAAAAAUUAAGUGAAAUGGAAUCUCAAAUAGAAGCCAUGAGAAUAAAGCUACAAUUUCAGGAAGCAGAGACAAACACAGCAAAAGAACGGUAUAAAUUAUUAUCCAGUAACAGUGAAAGAUUAAGACUUGUUGAACCAAAAAGCCCAGGAACUUCUUUACAAACAGGUGCCCCUACCCUCCGAACUCCUUCCCGGCAACGUCAUGUCAGUGGUUUCAUGAACAGGUCAACGUUUGAAGAGCCUCACUCGCCACGCCGACCAGCAAAGCGGUCCAGACCUAAUGAUGAGGAGGAUCAAGUUAACUUAGAUUGUGCUCCUGUCCCAGAACCAAUUUUUACUGCACAGAAACCAGAAACUAAAGAUGUCGGGGAGCAAACAUCAUUUGACCCUUCUGACGCCAUAGGUGGUCAGAGAAAGUCUCCCUUAACAUUGAGUGAAAUGUUAUCUGAUAGGUUGACUGGAGUUCAACUGGCCACUGUUGAGGUCUGGAAUGUAGAGUCUUGGAAAACUGAUAAGAGUUGUUUUAAUGAGGAAGAGAAUAUUCCAACCUUGCGGCUUUUAGAAAUUGACCGAAAGUCUAGACCAAAAUGUGAUCCGCUUGAUCCCAGAAGACCACGUCUUAUUAAUUGUGCCCAAAAUUUGAAACAUUUGAUGAGUUGGAAAGACACGAAUAUUGACUGUUCACCUACCAAAGUUGCCAUCUGUCAAAUUGCUGAAGAAUGCUCAGGUAUUUUGCACUUCAACUUGUUUUUAGUACAAACUAUUGGACAACCAUCUGAAAAAGAUUUAAGGGAUAGGGACCGAGAUAUAAUCAUGAGGGGUUCUCUGAUCGUCCCUCUCAAUGAUUUUGACCUCCUGGAUGAGAAGCAGUGGUACAAAGAAGAAUAUGGGGUUGAAAUGCGAAGAAGUCUUGGUAUCCUAAGUGAAAUUGCAUUUGUUUCACCAUUUGCUGCAUCCCUAGUUACUGGAGGCCUUGCGCCAAGUGAUACUGUAAUCAAAAGACACAAAUUUACCGAGUUACCUGAAUAUUCUUCACUCAAACAAAGUAUCCCUGAAGAAGAAGGAGAUCGAUUUUACAUGAUGAGGCUCCUCUUGGACAUUUGUUCAACAAUUGUUGAACUGAAAUUAACUAUAUCCUUUAAUGGAGUUCUUGCUGGCAUACUUACCCUACUCAAAAAUUGUGCACGACACAACGUUUUAGAGGAGGAGGGUCAAAGAUAUAUACUGAAAAUAAUUCAUCAUGUACUAAUAGCAAGGCCAGCAAGCAAAGUCCUAGUUCUGUUGGUAGAUCUCUUGACAUCAGUGAGCAGUUUCCAAACAAUCAUGAGUAGCUUAUGCACAAAAUGUGACAAUGAUGACAAUAUUGUUGAAAUUAAUGGAUUAUGUACAUUUACAAAAAGUACAUGCAUUCUUCAAUUGUUAUUUAUUCAUCUGAAGGCAGUCACAGAAAAUAACCGUUGGUACUUAAUAGACAGUGUGUCUGAAUGGCUUGUAGCAGUUGUUGCUCAAGAUUCUGAUGCACCAGCUUGGAUUUUAGCAAGUCCUGGCAUCAACGAAGAGCCACAUGUUGAGUGCUGUGUAAUAGCAACAUGCACUCUGAUUCAGUUAUUGUCUGAUGUCUUAGAAAGGUUUAAGAGAAUUCUCUUGGAGGAAGAACUAGGAAACAUGUCACCAUCUACGAUGAUUAUGUCAAGACAUAAAGAGGAGAGAAAUUUAAAAAAUAUCCUAGUCCAAAUCAUGAGGAGAAGCAUUAUUUUAUGUCGAAAACUUGUUCAAAAUCACAUGUUUCAGUUUAUGGGCCGUGUAGAAGGUCUGUAUGAGAUCCUUGUCCACGGAAUUGAGAAAAAUCAGAAACACCUUAAACUUUCCUCUGAUCUAGAGUUGUAUUUGGAUGAUCUUUCAAGAGCAGAACAUGCAGCGUGGCAUUCACCGAGCUCUGGAGUGCACAGCCCUCUGGCUAAUCCUCAAUUUAAGUUGUACUUAGAUUUUGCCACUGCGUCUGUUUUGAAAUAAAAUGAUCGUUGAAUGAUUA
This is a messenger RNA of Frankliniella occidentalis (western flower thrips), 3148 nucleotides long. RefSeq lists its product as uncharacterized. NCBI's taxonomy places the organism in Eukaryota, Metazoa, Arthropoda, Insecta, Thysanoptera, Thripidae. Bases 16 to 3129 code for a protein of 1037 amino acids. The transcript has 19 exons. Gene Ontology annotation, biological process: DNA repair; DNA damage checkpoint signaling. The record is from RefSeq and is a predicted model, not a curated record.